AUUUUCGUUCGUGAUAGGCAGUCGACAUUUUGUUUUGAUUUUGUGACGCAAGCUGUAAUUGAAACUUGAAAAUGCCAUUAAACGCUGCAGGGUGGACAACCGAAGAGGAUGAAAAACUUAUUGAAUUAGUGCAACCACAUGGACAUUUAUAUUGUUGGCUGGAUCCAUCACGGAAGAAUAUCUUAACAAGAGAAAGAACCUGGCAAGAAAUAGCGAAAGAAUUAUUUAAACCAGUUGAAGAAUGUAAGAAACGAUGGCGAGGUCUUCGAGAUGGGUACACAAGAAAUAAAAGGAUGGGUGCUAUACACAAAUCCAAGGUGCCGAUAUUUGAAAAACUGCAAUUUCUGGACAGCAUGCCAUUGGACACUAUACCACUAGAAGUGGACUGUACAGGACAAGACAAAAAUGACAUGCUUGAGACGGAAGAUCAAAUACUUGAGGAACAGGUUAUCACUGAACAGAAUAAUGUUAUAACCGAUAACCAGGAGUAUUAUGAAAUUACUCUUGUUGAUGGCCCGCACCAAGAGACUGAUAUGAAACCACAAAUAAUAAAAAUUGUACCAAAGAAGAUUAAACUCGAAAGCAGUCAAUUAGAAGAAGCUCCUCCGAAAAAAAUUGGCAGAAAGAAUGCAGGAAGAAAAAAAUCUGUACCAAUGCCGAGGAAUAUACCACCCAUAAAAAUAUUACCUAAACCUAUAGUAAUGAGCGAACCUAGAAUUAUAAAAUGCAUAGACGAUACAAAGACUUCAGAGCAGAGAUCGCAAAUCAUAGACAAGUUAAUCGAAAAAGUAUUAAAAGAAAACACUAAUGAGAUUGAUGUAUUCUUUCGGAGUAUGGCCGCUAGUGUUAAAAAAUUACAACCUAAUUUAAUUCCUAAGGUAAAAAUGGAAGUAUGCAAUGUAAUUGCUAAAUAUGAAAUGCAAAGCUUCGACAAGAACGUACAAAAUCUUUAAAAUCUAAACUUCUAGUAUAUUAAUUAAAAAAAAAUAAAAUUUUGUCAUUUAGUUAUUAUGUGAUAUGUUUAUCAUACAAAGUAUGUAAAUAAAAUAGAUUAUUGAUUAUAUCUAUAGUAAUAAAUGAUAUUCUUUAUUGAUUAAAAUAUCAACCAAAGAUAAAAGAAAUUAUUAUGCACUGCCAUUUUUAAAAGUUACAAUUGAUGUGACUUGUUACUGCGAUUUGAUGUUUCGGUAUAUAGUACAUAUUAUACAUUUAUAACAAAUACUAAAUUGUAGUCAUUCUAAAUUUAAACAGAAGAUUUUAUAAAGAAUUCCAGUUGUUUUUUUUUUUUAAUAAUGUUGAUACAAAGUUGUUAAUAACACAUUCUAAAUUUGAAUAAUUGUAUGAUACAUAUUCUUCAGCCUUAAGCAGUUGACACACAAACUGAUCAAAGAAUGUGUAGCUACCAUUACAUAUAUUUUCAUUUAAAUGUUCGUAAGCUUGAAAAGUAAUAAAAAUUUAAAGUUUACCAGUAAGUUAUAAUUUUAUUUUACUUUAAUAUUAUUUAUAUAUGUAUGUUGAUCUGUUCACUAACAGACGCGCGCGUCUAUGUUAAAUUCGUGCUUAUAAAAUUUCUUAAGGUGCCCGAGACGACUCAGACACAAUUUUGUUAAAAAAUAAUUAAUUUAACGUAAAGGGUAUGCCUUCUUGAUUGGAUAGAUCUUUACAGCUAUUAAUAGCAACCGUUAAUGCUAUUAAUUACGAAAAGAGAGUCAAUAUGUAUUAUAAAAGCUAAAUUGAGAACCACUACGCAAUCAGCAGUGUGGCACCAUUUACUUUUUUAAAUAAAGAAAGAAUAGCGAUGACCCAAUUUAAUUAAGGAAUUACUUUACUAAUAUUCCUGUUUACCGCUCAUUUUAAGCUUAUCACUUGUGUUAGGAGUGGGGACGACAAUAGCCCAAGGUUUCAGGAUCGAUCCUGCUACAUUUUACAUCGCUAGGCGGCCCGUAAACCAUUGCGCUAUUGACGCUUCAUACUUACUCUAAAUGUUUAAGCCAUGAUUCACAAAACAAGGAAGGAAGACAAAUUAAAUGUAUUAUUUUGUAUAAUAAAGCUGGUCAUGAAAUAGAGCAAUUAGAAUAAUAUAUAUGUUUUUGUAACAGUUAUCGUUUAAAUAUAAAUCCCUUUUGCAACAAUAAUAGAAUAUUUAUUUAAAGUAACAGUUGUAAGAAUCAGUAUGAAAGUAAGUCGAACAAACUUUAGAUUUGGAUAUCUCAUGCGAUUUAGUUCUUCAUUAAUAUAUCUUUAUUUAUAGCACAACACUAUUCCACUCGAAUACGUAUAUCCACUUUAAUUUUACUUCCAAAUUUCCGAUAUCGAAUUCACCAAUAAUUCGAAAUGGCAUUGUUUUGCGAAUAAUUAAUAUCAUACAUUAUUCAAGCUCAAUAAGCCGUCGAUUUUCGAUUAUUUGCCUUUAUUCCACUUGCAGUUGGAAUGGCCUAUAAACUAUUCGAUUCUAAAAUUAAAUUAUUAAUAUUAAUUAAUUUAUAGCUUUUGUUAAAAAACAUAAUAAAUAAGGCAUAGGGUCUUCACAAAGAGUUAGCAUUAUUUGAUAUCCAUAUAUCCCUUAGAGGAUUUUCCAACCACAAGAAGACAAAUAUGGCGUUGUUAACGACGAAGCUGAACUUUGGAAGUAAAAUUAAAGUGUACAUAAGUUAAGAGGAUUAAUAGUGGUAUUAUAAAUAAAGAUAAUAGAUCUUAAAUAAAUAUAGAAGAUACUUAUGGAGGACCAUUAAGUGCACAAUAUAGCCGACUUAUUAGCGAAUCGCAUGAAAUACGUAAAUCUAAGGUUCGUUUAUCUUCAUUCCUUCGAUUGAAAUAGACUAUACAAGCUCUCGACCAAUGAGAUCGCGGCAAUUCAAUGUCAAAGUUGUUUAUGUAUUUCGUAGGUAUUCCUAUGGUUCAAAAAUACAGAUAACAAACAUACUUUAGUUCAAUGUAGACAACUGUAGAAACUGUAUAGAAAAUAAGAAUUUAUCGUGGCCUUGGGGGAGCAAACAUCAAUAUUAAUUAAGAUUCCAUUGGUCACCCCUCAGGAAUGAACUUUUGCUAUAUUACAGGGCACAUUGAAUGUGACACGACUUCAAGGGGACAAUGCAGCGUAAAAUUCGAUUCACAAUUAAACUGAAGAACUGUUAAUAAAGAAAAUUUAAAACUGUCUUUGUUUUCUUGGUUC
Messenger RNA from Vanessa atalanta (red admiral), 3172 nucleotides. RefSeq lists its product as uncharacterized. The coding region runs from base 72 to 953 and encodes 293 amino acids. Lineage: Eukaryota; Metazoa; Arthropoda; Insecta; Lepidoptera; Nymphalidae. The record is from RefSeq and is a predicted model, not a curated record. Gene Ontology annotation, biological process: regulation of transcription by RNA polymerase II. Gene Ontology annotation, cellular component: transcription regulator complex; nucleus. The transcript is spliced from 3 exons.